Messenger RNA from Hemiscyllium ocellatum (epaulette shark), 2083 nucleotides. RefSeq names its product tubulin tyrosine ligase-like family, member 2 (gene ttll2). Gene Ontology annotation, biological process: microtubule cytoskeleton organization; protein polyglutamylation. Gene Ontology annotation, molecular function: tubulin-glutamic acid ligase activity; tubulin binding. The coding region runs from base 149 to 2083 and encodes 644 amino acids. NCBI's taxonomy places the organism in Eukaryota, Metazoa, Chordata, Chondrichthyes, Orectolobiformes, Hemiscylliidae. The transcript has 2 exons. Gene Ontology annotation, cellular component: cilium. The record is from RefSeq and is a predicted model, not a curated record.
UGCCUCUGAUACUGGAUGCCCAACUGCUAGAAUGGAAUUCAAAACCAGAACUCCUUGCCUUGUUUCUCGAUGAAGCAAACACCUUAAUAUCGCGAGUACUGCAGCACCUUGUGGAGACUGGCUAGGAUAGUAAGUACUGCAUAGAACCAUGUCGUGUCAAUCUGGAUCAGAAGAUCUAACCAAGUCAUUGGUCUUUCGUCUCCAUGAAGGCACACCUGAAAUUGUGCGUGAUGUUCUCCUUGAGCGUGGUUGGGUGGAAUUUAAUGAGGAAGAACAGGAUGAAAAUGAUUGGAACUUAUAUUGGCGAUCUGGUUUUUCCAAUGCAGAGUAUGAAAACAUUAUGCCUUGGCAAAGAUUGAUCCACUACCCAAAAAUCAUGGGCAUAACUCGAAAAGACAAUCUUGCUCGUAAUUUAAAGCGUAUGUCAGGGGUUUAUGGUUCUACAACAUAUAACUUUAGCCCUAUAGCUUUCAUUCUUCCCAAUGAUUACACCAAAUUUGUUGCUGAAUAUACAAAAGACAAGAAAGCAAAUGGUGGAAAGCUUGGAUACUGGAUAUGCAAGCCUGUUGAUCUCUCUCGUGGUAGAGGAAUAUUUAUAUUUCAAGAUAUUAAAGAUUUGACUUACAGCUGUUCUGUUAUCGUACAAAAAUAUAUCAGCAAUCCUCUUCUUAUCUCUGGUUACAAAUUUGAUUUGCGAAUCUAUGUUUGUGUCACUAGUUUCUGUCCAUUGAUAGUUUAUAUAUAUCAAGAAGGUCUGGUGCGGUUUGGGACAGAAAAGUAUAGUCUUGCAUCUUUAGAUAAUGUAUAUGCUCAUUUGACAAACACCAGCAUCAAUAGAUUUGGACCUUCCUACACUAUGGAUAAAGAACGGGUUGGUUCUGGUUGCAAAUGGACAAUGAGUCAAUUCCGUGCUUUUCUGCAUAGUCUUAAUAUAAAUGAACCACUCAUGUGGCAGAAGAUAAGCAAUAUUGUGACAAUGACUUUGCUAACAAUUACUCCCUCCAUUCCAUCCCCUCCGAACUGUCUUGAACUCUUUGGGUUUGAUAUCCUAAUAGAUGAAAACAUAAAACCAUGGCUUUUAGAAGUAAAUUAUAGUCCAGCACUAAUGGUAGACUGUAAUGCUGAUGUAAUAGUGAAGAAAGGGCUUUUAUAUGACCUCAUUGAUCUGCUGAAUUAUAAAGAGGUCGAUAGGUUGCGCCAACGUGGUUACCCAAGUCCCUGGCAAUAUAAUAUACUUUCUCGGAGCCAUCCUUCCUUUUGUGUGACUAACUCAUUUGGAAAUGUGCUGCCUCUUCACUCCAAUGCUUCUAAAAAAGCAAAUGAAAUUUGGUCCAGUUCCCAAAAUGAUUCACUGUUAGUCUAUCGUAAAAAUUGUAAUCAAUCUAAUGGGUACAACCAAAGUGAAGAUCAAGAGAUGGAUUCCCAAAAAGUAGAAGAAGAGAACAAAUCAUCUUAUACCAGCAAACAGUUCUCUCAUAUCCCAAGUUCCACUGGGGAAGAUUCUGGGAAAAAUAUCAAGAAGGUAUAUAGUUCUACAGGUGCUGUGUCUGUCUAUUGUUUGGACCCUAAGAAAUGCAUAAAGAAUGUGAAGCCCACUAGAUCACUGCCAAAGAAAACCCUGACUUCACAGAUGAGAGAAAAGAUGAAUAGAAGUUAUAUACGCACACAGAAUCCAGUGGGCAGAGUCAUGUUGCUGGGAGCAAAAUAUGAACAGUCUGAUGGGAAUUUUCAUAAAACGGGCCCAAGAUUUCCUUCAGUUGAUUUGCAAAGAUACCAACUAGCAUCUUUUCCUCAGUACAGUCUUUCAGAAGUUGAUAAGAAGCCUAAGAACCGCAUUGGUGACUUUAUACUGACAUUUCCAUUUAAUGAAAUAACACUAAAGGCUUCCCGGGACCCUAUAAACAUAAGGAUCAUAAUGCAGGAAUUGCAGAAGAUGCCAAAGAUAUUACAGCUGCCAAAGAGUGCAAAAAGUAAAAGUGAGCCCCAUCUGGAUAGCUCUUCUAACAGAAAAGAAUGUUUUGGUUCUUUUCUGUGGGGUCCACGGAAUCCUCCAUUGCUUAGUGAAUGCUGCUUUCAAAAUUAA